Molecule: messenger RNA, 321 nt
Organism: Elgaria multicarinata webbii
Lineage: Eukaryota; Metazoa; Chordata; Lepidosauria; Squamata; Anguidae
Product: transcription factor Sp5-like
Exons: 1
Biological process (GO): regulation of transcription by RNA polymerase II
Molecular function (GO): DNA-binding transcription factor activity, RNA polymerase II-specific; RNA polymerase II cis-regulatory region sequence-specific DNA binding
Source: RefSeq, a predicted model, not a curated record
CACAUCCCGGGCUGCGGCAAGGUGUACGGCAAGACGUCGCACCUCAAGGCGCACCUGCGCUGGCACACGGGCGAGCGGCCCUUCGUGUGCAACUGGCUCUUCUGCGGCAAGAGCUUCACGCGCUCCGACGAGCUCCAGAGGCACCUGCGGACUCACACAGGCGAGAAGCGCUUCGGCUGCGCCGAGUGCGGCAAGCGCUUCAUGCGCAGCGACCACCUGGCCAAGCACGUCAAGACGCACCAGAACAAGCGGCUCAAGGCCGGCGGGCCCGGCAGCGGCCACGCCUGCGCCAUCAAAAGAGAGGAGCCGCGGGACAUGUGA